AUGCCCACCACGCCCACACCACACGGAGACUGCGAGAUCUCCGACCUCGCGGGACAAAUCGCACACCUGAGCCAAGUGUUCGCCCACUGCACUCUCGAACCGCAACACGAAGGGACUGGGCGGACCCUCAACGAGACCACCAAUGACCCACCCUCCAUCCGCCAGGCACUGAUCGUCGCAUUGAAUGAGUUGCUCGUCAAGGUCCAAGGUCCCACUCGGGCUUUGAUCGACAUGACGAACACGAGUCGGGUGCGACUCGCCGCCAUGCGCGUUGUCACACAGUUCGACCUCGCCGCGUCGGUCCCGGAGACCGGGGCGAUAUCCGUGCGCCAGUUGGCAUCCAUCGCGGCGGUGGACCCGUUCAUGUUAGAGCGAGUGCUUCGUUUCGCCUUCAGUCAAGGCAUCUUCCAGGAAGAGACGCCGGGAUCGGGCGAGGUAUCGCACACCGAGCUUUCGAGGGCUAUCCCCGUCCUGGCCCCGUGGAUUCGGUGGGUGCUGUCCCCGAUCACCGUCUUACCAGACCUGUCCCUCCCGGAUGCGCUGGAGUCGAGCCUAUCACCGGGCGGUGGACCAUCGGCGGCACAUCUAGCAUUUCAGCGCGGCUUUUGGGACGAACUCAGAUCCCGACCGCCGUCCGAGGUGGCAGCCUUCCAGGCUGGACUGAGAUCCCUGUCGCACGCCCAAACGCUCUGCCGCGAGGGUGGCGUGGAGGAUGAUGUCUUCCGCUGGGAGGCCCUGGAAAAUACUUUGGUCAUCGACGUCGGCGGAGGCGACGGUCAAUCCGCGAUCGAAGGCGCGAAGAGGAACCCGGCCGUCCACUUCCUCGUUCAAGACCUCGAGGAAAAUCACGCCAAAUUUCUCCAAAUCGUCCCCCAAGAUCUCUCGGAGAGGGUCACCUUCCGGGUUCACGAUUUCUUCGACCCACAACCCCCGGCCGGGCCCCUCCCCGUGACCGUGUUCAUGAAGUGGGUGCUUCAUAACUGGUCGCACCGCCAAUGCGUCCAGAUCCUCACGAACGUGCUGCCGCUCUUGACGCGGACGGGAAGCCGGCUGCUGAUCGCCGACUACCUGCUCUCGGACGGGGCGCACAUCCGGGCCAUCGACGUGACGAUGAUGACAUUGUUCGGUUCGGGGGAGAGAACCCUGGGCGACAUCGAGACGAUGCUCGGCGACGUGGACAAAGGCUCCAGAUCGCCAAGGUGUGGAAUACGGACGAAUGGGACGUGA
This is a messenger RNA of Exophiala aquamarina CBS 119918, 1227 nucleotides long. RefSeq lists its product as uncharacterized. The record is from RefSeq and is a predicted model, not a curated record. The transcript has a single exon. Gene Ontology annotation, molecular function: O-methyltransferase activity. Lineage: Eukaryota; Fungi; Ascomycota; Eurotiomycetes; Chaetothyriales; Herpotrichiellaceae. Bases 1 to 1227 code for a protein of 408 amino acids.